CUGGUCGAUACUUUUGUAUUUAAUUUCUUUGGAUGUUUCGUUGUCAAUGCGGACAAAGAACUUUUCUUUUAUCCCUGCGAGAAUUCGAUCAUGAGUCGUCUCAUAUGUUCCGGUCGAAUGCUGGGCGGCACAGCCAUCCUGCUGUCAACCAUCAUUAUUUUGAUCGUCUUUGUCAACCCCCCACAGACCCGAAUUCUCCACAGUUCGUCCCCUCAAACCACAUCUUCCAAGCACAAUUCGUCAUCCCCAUGGAAUCCCAGUGAUGUACGAUGCAGCGGCGAACUACCCGACACCUCCCACAUCCAGGUGGUGGUCAAGACCGGCACAAACAUCAUCUACGAUAAGCUCCCGACGCAACUCCUCACAGCCUUGCGAUGCUGCCAAGACCCGCUUAUUUUCGCCGACUCCGAGCAAGACCUCGGUGGCUACCAUGUCUACGACGUGCUCGCGAACGUCAAUGAAACUCUGAAGGCCACUCAUCCCGAUUUCGCCUACUACCGUACCAUCCAAGAGUACUUGUCCUCAGGCCGGGACAUCCGGCAACUCCGGACCUCGCGCCAGGCCGCCUGGGACCUGGACAAGUACAAGUUCAUCCACAUGCUCGUGCAAACCUGGGAGCGACGUCCCGGACACGACUGGUAUGUGUUCGUCGAGGCCGACACGUACCUCUUCUGGGGAAACCUAGUGCAGUGGCUGGCGCGGAUGGACCCUGCCAAGCCACUCUAUCUGGGCUCGGCGGCGACCUUCCAAACUGAGAAGUUUGCCCACGGAGGAAGCGGGGUGAUCCUAUCGCGCGAAGCCAUGAAGCGCGUCUUAGAUGGAGGUGCCGAUCUGGCUGCACGAUAUGACGAGCGCAUGCACGACGAGAUCUACGGCGACUUUGUGCUUAUGAAAGCCCUGAAGGAAAAGGGCGUCGGGCUUAGUAAUAAAUGGCCCAUGAUGCAGGGCGAGAAGCAGAAUACGCUUCCUUUUGGGCCCGGUCCCAAUUCAGGGUCCCGACAUGGAUGUCAGCCGUUGAUUACUAUGCAUAAAGUUACGCCGGUGGAUGUUAAUGCGAUGUGGAAUUAUGAGCAACAUCGUAAACACCCGCAGGAACCGCUCCUUAUUAGUGAAUUGUAUGACUAUUUCAUGGGUCGUGCGCUUCCCUCGGGGCGCGAUGAUUGGUAUAAUCUCUCCGAUGACUUGAUGUUCCGCGCGCCUGGUGUUGAAGGGGAGAGACAGAAGUCGCCCUCGGAUAUGACCCCGGCCGAGAAGGAAGCGUAUAGCUCUUUUGAGCAAUGUCAGAAAGCGUGUAAGGAGCAUUCCAAGUGCUUCCAGUUCGUUUACCAUGAUCAGACCUGCGGAUUCUCCUUCUCCUAUCGACUAGGAUACCAGAGAGAUCCCGAAGGUGACGAAGGACGGUAUAAAUCCGGGUGGAUCUUGGAUAAGAUUGAGAAAGAUCGAGAAGAUCACCCUUGCAAAACACCAGAAUGGCUAUAAAAACCAAAUAUGGCUCAGUGUAACACUUGUAUUGAUAUCUUAUUCUUACCAGCGACAUCCGACACCACGGAUGGCUCCGUCGAUUGGUUCGAGAUGACCACGCGUCUCACUUAGGGGAACAAUACCGACGAAACGCACUACGAAGUUACAGACUAACAACAUACCAUACCACCACCGACAUGGUUCAUCGUGGGUGGCAGACACGUCUGUCCAACUGUAAACCACAGCGAGCAGAAACACGCGCCCCCUAUUCCGAUUCAGCGGCAAAUCAAUGUCUUAACGGCCAGAAAGUCUCUAUAUUAUACGAAGUCCAGCAGUGUGUAUAUAAUUGUACAUAGAAGAAUUUCAAGCGAUACCUUCAAC
Molecule: messenger RNA, 1842 nt
Organism: Aspergillus caelatus
Lineage: Eukaryota; Fungi; Ascomycota; Eurotiomycetes; Eurotiales; Aspergillaceae
Exons: 2
Coding region: 91-1479 (462 amino acids)
Cellular component (GO): membrane
Molecular function (GO): glycosyltransferase activity
Source: RefSeq, a predicted model, not a curated record